AUGCGCCUCUCCGCCGCCCUGCUGCUCUGCAUCGUCACACAGCCCUGGACCGCCACAGCAAACGUCGAGAAAACAAUUUUCCUGGGCCCUGCUGCUGCUGCUGCCGCCCUCUCCAAUGCGCGCCCCGACCUAGCCGGGCUCGGGUUGCAAGUUGUCUCGCCGGCCACCACUCUUCUGCCUCUACAGGUUCCUGUUGCGUUUCCCACCGAGUCAGCGCCCCACGGCCUCGAGUCCUGGUAUCUCCUGCGCGGCCUCGACCACGGGCGCAGGUACGAGGUGCGCAUCUGCUGGCCAGCAACACAACCAGCAGACUUCUGGCUCGAUACUUACCCCCUCGACCGCGUCUUCGAUACGCCCGACCUGGCUGCGUCACUCUCACGCUACAGCCAGCACCGUCAAGACUCCAAGCUGCACGCCUGGCAAGACUCCGACGAAGCAGACCCCAAUGCCCAAGAGUCUGUGCUGUUACUUCGUCUCCAGGCUGCAGCGUUCUACUACUCGACCAAUCGCACAUUGAUGCAUCAUCCGCCCCCGGUCCAUGUCGAUAUCAUUCUCGAUCCCUUCGUACUGAACGUCUUCCCGCAAUCCCUCGGGCCCGUCGCCAUAUACAUUACUCUGGUCGCCCUUGGAGCCUACUUCCUCUCUGCCUCCAUCUACCGCUGGCUGCUCUCUAUUGCCGCAGAUUCGCCCAGCAAGCCCCAUACCGAGUGA
This is a messenger RNA of Exserohilum turcica Et28A, 711 nucleotides long. RefSeq lists its product as uncharacterized. Gene Ontology annotation, biological process: GPI anchor biosynthetic process. The coding region runs from base 1 to 711 and encodes 236 amino acids. Gene Ontology annotation, molecular function: mannosyltransferase activity. The record is from RefSeq and is a predicted model, not a curated record. Gene Ontology annotation, cellular component: endoplasmic reticulum membrane; mannosyltransferase complex. NCBI's taxonomy places the organism in Eukaryota, Fungi, Ascomycota, Dothideomycetes, Pleosporales, Pleosporaceae. The transcript has 3 exons.